Brassica oleracea var. oleracea is the source of this 1220-nucleotide messenger RNA. Its product is annotated as probable 3-hydroxyisobutyrate dehydrogenase-like 1, mitochondrial. Lineage: Eukaryota; Viridiplantae; Streptophyta; Magnoliopsida; Brassicales; Brassicaceae. The coding region runs from base 70 to 1077 and encodes 335 amino acids. The transcript has a single exon. Gene Ontology annotation, molecular function: NAD binding; oxidoreductase activity; NADP binding. The record is from RefSeq and is a predicted model, not a curated record.
CGUGCUUGGUUUAGCUUUCGUUCAUUCUUUCGAUAACUACUAAAAAUCCAUCACUCGCCACACAAUCAAAUGCAACUGCUCCUCCGCCGACCCCUUUCCCCCUCCGUCGUCUCCUCCUUCUUCCUCCGCCGCUCAAUGUCUUCCAAAUCAACCUCCACCGAUCCAAUAAACCCGUCCAACACCCGAAUCGGUUGGAUCGGAACCGGCGUCAUGGGCCGGUCAAUGUGCGGACACCUAAUCAAAGCCGGAUACUCCGUCACCGUCUUCAACCGCACAAUCUCCAAAGCCCAGACUCUUGUCGACAUGGGCGCGAACCUAGCCGACUCGCCGAACUCACUCGCUUCCCAAUCCGACGUCGUUUUCUCCAUCGUCGGCUACCCUUCCGACGUCCGCCGCGUCCUCCUCGAUCCAAGCUCCGGCGCUUUAUCCGGUCUAUCCCGGGGCGGAAUCCUCGUCGACAUGACUACCUCCGAGCCUUCUCUAGCCGAGGAAAUAUCCAAAGCGGCUUCCUCCGUGAACUGCAUCUCAGUCGACGCUCCUGUCUCCGGCGGAGACCUCGGUGCUAAAAACGGGAAGCUUUCGAUCUUCGCCGGAGGAGACGAAACCACCGUGAAGCGUCUAGAUCCGUUGUUUUCGCUAAUGGGGAAAGUCAACUUCAUGGGAGCAAGCGGCAAAGGACAGUUCGCGAAGCUGGCGAAUCAGAUCACGAUCGCUUCGACGAUGCUAGGGCUCGUGGAAGGGAUCAUAUACGCUCAUAAGUCCGGUCUCGAUGUGAGGAAGUUUCUAGAAGCGAUCUCGACGGGAGCUGCGGGUUCGAAGUCGAUAGAUUUGUACGGAGAUAGGAUUCUCAAGAGGGAUUUCGAUCCUGGGUUCUAUGUGAACCAUUUCGUUAAGGACUUAGGGAUUUGUUUGAACGAGUGUCAGAGGAUGGGGUUGGCUUUGCCUGGGCUAGCUCUUGCGCAGCAGCUUUACUUGUCUCUCAAGGCACAUGGUGAAGGUGAUCUUGGAACUCAAGCUCUCAUCUUGGCUCUUGAGCGCCUCAACAAUGUCUCUCUUCAACCAAGUCUCUCUUCUUGAUUGUGUUCUACCAGCCAAAGAUUAUGUGUAAUGUUUCUUAUGUCUUAUGUUUGAUCUGGAGAAAAGAUUCGAACUUUUUGUUGUGUAUCGUUGCUUGAACAUGAACUUUUGCUGGACUGUGUAUUGUCGGUUGGUUGCAAAUA